GCCGGCGGAGGAGCGGAGCGAGGAGGAUGCGAGUGCGGCGGCGCCGCCCCGGCCCCGCGCUGCGCUGAGCUGAGCCGAGCCAAGCCGAGCCGCCUCAGGGCAUGUUUUCAAGCCAUUUGUGAGGAAAUGUGGUGAAUGUAAACUUGCUCUCUUCGGGGGGGAAGUUGUGCUGAGGCUCGCAUUAGCCCUUUUGGCCACAGCCUUGCGAGGGGAAUUCAUGUCGAGCUGAUUACUUCCCAGGACCCCUGGUCUCACAUUCAGUCUGUGCUUCGGAGGAUAGAGUCCUCUCUCUCCCUCUCUUCCUGAUUUUAGAUAAUGGGCUGUGUGCAAUGUAAGGAUAAAGAAGCAACAAAACUGACUGACGAGAGGGAUGGCAGUUUAACUCAAAGCUCAGGCUACCGCUAUGGGACAGAUCCUACUCCUCAGCACUAUCCCAGCUUCGGUGUGACUUCAAUCCCAAACUACAACAACUUCCAUGCCACAGGAGGCCAAGGACUGACUGUGUUUGGUGGAGUCAACUCCUCCUCUCAUACAGGGACGCUGCGUACAAGAGGAGGAACAGGUGUAACUCUUUUUGUGGCGCUUUAUGACUAUGAAGCAAGAACAGAAGAUGACUUGAGUUUUCACAAAGGAGAAAAAUUCCAGAUACUUAACAGCUCGGAAGGAGACUGGUGGGAGGCCCGUUCCUUGACAACAGGAGAAACUGGUUACAUUCCCAGUAAUUAUGUGGCUCCAGUCGAUUCCAUCCAAGCAGAGGAGUGGUACUUUGGCAAGCUGGGCCGAAAGGAUGCCGAGAGGCAGCUGCUGUCGUUUGGAAACCCCAGAGGUACCUUCUUGAUCCGGGAAAGCGAAACUACCAAAGGUGCCUAUUCCCUGUCUAUUCGAGACUGGGAUGAUAUGAAAGGAGAUCAUGUCAAACAUUAUAAGAUUCGUAAACUUGACAAUGGUGGAUAUUAUAUCACAACUCGGGCACAAUUUGAAACUCUUCAGCAGCUGGUUCAGCAUUACUCAGAGAGAGCUGCAGGUCUUUGCUGCCGCUUAGUAGUCCCCUGUCAUAAAGGAAUGCCAAGGCUUACUGAUCUGUCUGUCAAAACCAAAGAUGUCUGGGAAAUUCCACGAGAAUCCCUACAGUUGAUCAAGAGACUGGGAAAUGGGCAGUUUGGGGAAGUAUGGAUGGGUACGUGGAAUGGAAAUACUAAAGUGGCUAUCAAGACCCUGAAGCCUGGCACCAUGUCUCCAGAAUCCUUCUUAGAGGAAGCCCAAAUCAUGAAGAAGCUAAAACAUGACAAAUUGGUCCAACUUUAUGCUGUGGUAUCUGAAGAGCCUAUCUAUAUUGUCACAGAGUACAUGAGUAAAGGGAGUUUGCUAGAUUUCCUCAAGGAUGGAGAAGGAAGAGCCUUGAAGUUACCAAACUUGGUGGACAUGGCGGCCCAGGUGGCCGCGGGCAUGGCGUACAUCGAGCGGAUGAAUUACAUACACAGGGAUCUGCGCUCUGCCAACAUCCUGGUGGGCAACGGCCUCAUAUGCAAGAUUGCCGACUUUGGAUUGGCAAGGCUGAUUGAAGACAAUGAAUAUACAGCCAGACAAGGUGCAAAGUUCCCCAUUAAAUGGACUGCACCAGAAGCGGCGCUGUACGGAAGGUUCACAAUAAAGUCUGACGUGUGGUCCUUUGGGAUCCUGCUGACAGAGCUGGUAACAAAAGGGAGAGUGCCAUACCCAGGCAUGAAUAACCGGGAAGUCUUGGAGCAAGUAGAACGAGGUUAUCGGAUGCCGUGUCCUCAGGACUGUCCCAUCUCCUUGCAUGAGCUUAUGAUUCACUGCUGGAAAAAAGACCCAGAGGAGCGUCCAACUUUUGAAUAUUUACAGGGUUUUCUUGAAGACUACUUCACUGCAACAGAACCCCAGUACCAGCCUGGUGACAACCUGUAAAUCCUUGGUUUCCAGACACUGUCAUGAAUUACCAGGAAUUUCUCAGCCCUGUCCCACCUGCUCUCCACCUUCCAACUCUGUGAUCGGCUUCUCCAGAGUGCAACAUCUUCCAGCACUGCAGUGCACAGGAGGGGCUGCAGCUGGGAACUUCCACAGCCCUUGCCUACGACCACUUGUCCUAAUAAUCUGAAUGUCCUGGAUGAAAAGGAGAAAAACACUUGUUUUUUCUUAAUCAAAGACUCCAAAACUGCAUUGUAUUGAUGUUAUGUAAACUGCAAAACCUCUGUUCAUUGUAAAUAGUAACUCAGUGCCAAUAACUGAUCCUAGUGCUUUCCUUUUUUUAAAAUGCAAAACCUAUGUGAUUUUAACUAGUCUUCUCCUGAUUCAACUAAAAGUAUUAUUUUCCAGAAGUGGCCUCUUUGUCUAAAACAUUUUUUUUUUCAUGUUUUAACAAAUAAAAAAAUCAGGACAGGUGUUUGGGUUUUUGCUUUUUUAUAUAUAAAAUAUAUAUAAUAUAUAUACAUACCUGUACAUACAGUAUAUGGGUGCUAUUGCAGAGGAGGCUCAUUUGGAAUUGAAUGACUCCUGCUGCAGCUGUACCCAAAAAGCGAUAAUUUUACUGCAGACAUGAAAACACUGGUGGGAUUCUGAAAGCCAGUGAUCUAAUUUUUGGCUUUUGCCAAGCAUGAUUUUUUUAAAUUGGAUUGCACUUUUUGUUUAUGAUUAUGUACCUGUAGAUGGUUGUAACUUUGCUCUUUCAGGAAUCACGUGCUGUAUUUACAGUAAUGUUUCCAACGUUUGACAAGUGUGUGAUGAUUUGUUCUUGAAAUUAAAACGAACAUAUUUAAAGCAAGAAAACUACACCAUCACCGUUUGAACUGGAAAAUUGAAACUGCAAGGACUUCUUGUAUCAAAACAUGUAUACUGAAUUGUUUCAAAAAAAUUUAUUAAGCAGUGUAACCACAUUCAGAUGGUCUUAAAAUAAUAGCAUUUUAGCCAUGUCCCCCUGCUAAACUGUUGGUCAUGCAACUAGGAUUUUUCUGUUUUAUGUGUAACAUUUUUCCAUUGUAAAAUAAGUGUGUUGAGUGUCCUGUACUGCUAAUGAAAUUACUUUCUCUGUGUCUGCAAGUUCUCCAGUGGAAUUACUAUGCACUUCUUUACAUUUCAUGGGGGAUGCACAGAACAAAGUAUUACCUUUUCAGUUGUCUGUACCAGCCUUGAAUUACUUACGUUUAACCAAAAAACACAAAAAAAAUUCCUUUCUAUUUCUAUUGAGUUUUUAAUACUGAGUUGCAAAUUUUAAAGUCUUAAUUACAUUUUGUUAUGGUUUAUUCACAAGUUUACAUUUUAAAACUGUUUAACUUUCUUAAUUUAGUAAUUAAAAAACAAAAGAGCAUUUUA
Messenger RNA from Melospiza georgiana, 3330 nucleotides. It is a transcript of the gene FYN, whose product is annotated as FYN proto-oncogene, Src family tyrosine kinase. Gene Ontology annotation, cellular component: extrinsic component of cytoplasmic side of plasma membrane. Lineage: Eukaryota; Metazoa; Chordata; Aves; Passeriformes; Passerellidae. The transcript has 14 exons. Bases 316 to 1929 code for a protein of 537 amino acids. Gene Ontology annotation, molecular function: non-membrane spanning protein tyrosine kinase activity; signaling receptor binding; ATP binding. The record is from RefSeq and is a predicted model, not a curated record. Gene Ontology annotation, biological process: innate immune response; T cell receptor signaling pathway; protein phosphorylation.